This is a messenger RNA of Zasmidium cellare ATCC 36951, 381 nucleotides long. RefSeq lists its product as uncharacterized. Bases 1 to 381 code for a protein of 126 amino acids. NCBI's taxonomy places the organism in Eukaryota, Fungi, Ascomycota, Dothideomycetes, Mycosphaerellales, Mycosphaerellaceae. The record is from RefSeq and is a predicted model, not a curated record. The transcript is spliced from 3 exons.
AUGUAUAAGGCACGCCGAGCUCGCCCAUCAGCUUCUCUACAGCGCAAGUUAGCCAAUGCACCUCCAACCCGCGACGAUCCAGCUAUAUCUACCCAUCUCGCGGUUCUCUGCCUUGAGGCAGACCAGACACGGGACCAUGCCCAACACCCAGGUGCCCCAGAUGCGCUGGGGGCCGCAGUUGCGGGCGCGCUCGAUACCCCCACCGGGGUUGCGGCUGCACGCCUCCGUGACGCGGAAGCACGUCUUGCCCUCAUCGAGGCACGUCGGGCGCGAGCAGCACACGAUCUCUAUGCUCAGCAUGCACAUCUACCUCACCUGUCAGCACUGUUCCCUGCUGUCUGCCGUACCAAGAUAGGUGGUAUAGGCGCGCAGACAAGCUAG